AUGGCUUGGAGAGAUGGACCUCAAGCUGAUGCCGUGCUGUCGGAGUCCUGGGUGGCUGUCAUUUUGACGACAGUGUUUUCGUUUCAUUGGCUCAUCACACGGUCCAGCUGCGCUCUCGGCUUCCAGAGCAAGAUCACCAAAAAGGCAUGCCCACUCACUACGCAAGGGUUGCAGGAGCACACGGAAGAGUUGUGCGAGCUGGAUCACAUAUUUGCCCGAUCGUGGUUCCUUGCUUGCCGUUACCUUGUUCAUAUUCACUUGCUUCCGCUUUGCGGCGGAAUCCUUCAGUUUCAGCGGCAGCAGGACCUGCUUGGUGCUGUAUGGCUCGUAUUGCUCUGGCUGGCGUACGGUGUUUUUCUGCUUGUCUCCAGCAACGUCUUGCAAGCAACGCCGAAGAACGCCAGGUUCACCUGCAACAUCAUCUAUGGUGCUGUCCUGGGAUGUUUACUCGCUAGUGGCGGGGAAAGCAAAGAUAGCUACGUGACCAGAAGGGACUUCCUCAUGCGGUGUCAGAUCAUUUUGGCAGUGGUGUUUCCUGACCGCGCCGUCCUGCAUCCACAUGCCAUCAUAUUCCUUGCAGGCUAUGUUGGGACAACCGUAUUGGCUUGCGGCUUUGAUGGUGUGGGUGUUUGGUUCUGGGAGCAACAAGCCUUCCAGAUCAUCUUGACUUGCGUCAUCCUCCCCACGGUGACCGUAAAUAUCCACCGGGAGCGCAUCGAAGCUUUCAUCAAAGCAGAGAAUUCUGAUUCGCUAGUGUCAGCAUUUCGUUCAAUGUUGAAAGGCGUGUGCGAUUGCAACUUGCUGUUAGACAGCAAUGCCCACAUUUGUGGAACUUCCACUGGCCUUCAGCGGCUCCUCGGGACGCAGGAAGACUUGACAGGCAGAAAGUUUUCGGAGUUCAUUGUUGAGGAUAAGCGAUACAUGAAGCUGGAGGAUUUUCUGGUAGAACCUACCGCAAGUGGCGGCAAUGAUCACGCAACGCCCCGAUGCAUGCGUGUGGCUUUGAAGGGUUCGGGGCGGCAUGUUCCUGUGGAUGUUUUCCAUGUGUCGCUUCCCAAGCGCUCCACCAGCCUGGGCAGUUCGUCAGACUGCCAUUUAUUGGCACUGAUUGAGGAUGCGGACGCCCGACUCAAAGCUGAAGUCGAGCCGAACACUCGCCGGCCCACAAGCUCGUAUUUGCAGGUGCAAGGGUUUCCUGGUCACCAUGCAUCCGACUGUCAAAGCAGCACUUGCAGCGAAGUCGAGGUUUUCGAAGAGCUGUCCCAGAUCACACUUCUACUAGAUUGCAGCACCGAGCUUUUUGACAUUUCGGAGGCACAUUUGCGGUUUUCGCGAGUAACGAACCAAUCUCAGAUGAAGCUUGGCAUGCCCACCUUGAAGAGAUUUGUCCGUCCUUUGGACUGGCCUGCAUUGAAGACGAAGCUGUUCCACUACGCGUCCGCGGUGACAAGGCCGCAAGCACUUUCUCCUGUAAUGCUUCGAUUGCCCGGUGAACCCCGGAAGUACUUGCGUGCAAGGGGCGUAUCGAUCAAGUCUGUCUUCUCUGGCUUCCGGCCUCGGGCACAACCCACCUAUCUGCACUUGACGCUGAACAAAUUCCAGAACGCGCAAAGGCAGAUGUCCAGCCGUCCCAUGGCAGCCGGUUACAAGCGUGCCUGUCCGAGGCAUGCUGUUGCAGUGGACGAGGAGAAGAGCCUCAUGCCGGAGAAUAGCGAAGUCCAGCCUGAGCUCCUGUGGAAUCGCCACAUUCGGCUUGGUUCGGACGAGGUCCAUCCAUCUCUUCUUGGACAGGAGAUGAAGGCUGGGAGACUUAUUGAUGCAGUGACCUUAGUGUUUCCCUCACCCGGUAUUUGUGGCCCGGCGAGCCUAGUAUUGAAUCAUCAGUUCGACAUUUGGUGUGUCAAAAGUCUCCAGCAGAGUCUUUCCAUUGGCUUGCUUCACCGCUACCUCGACUGGAACUGCCAUGCCUGGCUCUUCGACGUGGGCAUUGGGACUUUCGCCUUUGCUUUGAUGGAAACCUGCCCUUCCGGUGCAGAUCCAUCCUUGGUUGCCUCUGCUGCGGUGCCUGCCCAGCUUGCAGAGGCUUUGGCGAGGCUUCGGGGCGCAGGCUCUGCUUUGGAGAUGGUGCUGCAAAGUGGCGAGGCUUGCUUCGGCACAGAAGGCAAGGAGCACCAAGCCCGAUUGAGGUUCGUUUGUCCGGCGAAUUGGCUGACUGCAGCGCCCGAUGCAGCGGGCGGGCACACGGCCCUCAUUGCAGUCGAGCAGCCGCAGAGUUGUCGCUGGGUUGCUUGGGUGUCCUCGCUGCUGCUUUGCGCGGACAAGAGAUUGCGCCCUGUGCCAGCGGAGGCGCGGCGUGUUAUCCAUUGUCGGAGACAGGCUACCGCUGUGAACUCAAAGCAGGACGGGGAAGCCAAUGGGCGCAAGCAUGGGCCAACGAUGGACAGUACUGCCCAUGCCCAGGCGGCCAGAGAUGUGCGCGAGGCAGCGCUGCCUCGAAUGGACCGCUCUGGCGUAUUGUUCCACCUGGGCCAGUUUGUGAUUAACACGGCGGACGGCACGACGAGCGUUGUGGCUGGCUGGGACCGGCAGCCGAAUCCGAAGAUGCCAAGCUCCCAGAACUUGACUGGCACUUCGCCUCGCAUCAGCUCCGAAACAGUGCCGGACCCAGGUAGUUCCGUGUGCGUGUUAGUUGGCAUUCUGAUGUUUUUUCCCAAAGACGCUGAGCUCGACGAGAGUGCCUGGUCGUUGCCAGACUACAUGGUAGUUAGGCUGUCCUUCCUUGGUAUUGUUUGCGUCCUGCUGCUUAAGACGUCCUGGGUCAUUUUUACCCACAGGCAAGACCUUUGCGACUGCGUGCGGUCAUGUGGCCGUCGAGUGUCAGACUGUUUCGCUCGCGGAAAGGCUCGUUUUACAGAUCGCAGCCAAGAAGAGAGGAUGGUUGCUGAAGCGGUAUGUGAAAGACGGCUCCAAAUGGCAUGGACCCUGAACAAUGUCCUGUUGAUCGUGCAGCUCGUAGUUUGCGUCAACAUGCAGAUCAACAUCGCCAUUGACAAUCAGGACCGCUGGGCAGGUGCAUCGCUUUCCUGGCUUGCCAUUGCCGCUCUGGCGCUGUUGUGCAUUUCCUUUAUUAUUCCUCAGUGUUUGAGGGUGGGAACACUGGAUGUAUGGUAUGUGUGUGGUACUGCUCUGGUUGGUUUGGCUUUGUCGCCAUUUUUCACCACCUACAACCAGAGCAUUCGCAUGUCGCGCCUCCUUGUCGGCCUCUACCGGAUUCCGGCAACCACGGUGUCUACAAGACCCUGGCUUGUGGUGCUAUGCAACUUGGCAACCGCAGCCCUCAUGCUUGCUCGAAUCAAUCUGGAAAACCAUGCGGUUUCUGGCACCUGUGAACAGUGGGAUGGAGUAUUGAACUCCAGCUGCAUGGAGGCCUUGAACUUCUUGCUAGUUUCAAUGGUAGGCGUCGUAUUAGACCGCGCAUUGAGAAGUCAGGUGCAGCAGGACGUGCAGUGUAGAAACACCGCUGCAGAACUGAGCGCAGCAUCUUCGCUUCUCCAUUUGACAUGCGACGCUGUCUUCGAGCUUGACGAAGAACUGCGCCUGGCAGAAAACUGCCAGCAGCUGUCUGCAAUGCUACUGCGGGACCCCAUCUCGCUUAAAGGCACACGCUUCACUGAUUUCAUGCCAACCGAUGACGAGGCCACGAGGACAGCAGAGAUCUUGAAAGGAUCCUCGUCUUCUGAUCCGUCCAACACAGACUUCAGGGCAGAGGCUUUCCACACCCGCCUCGUUGACAGUUGCUCAAGCAAGUUUCGCUCCGAGGUUUUUCAUGUAAGCUACACACGGAUUGAUGGAAGACAUUGGCAUUUGCUUGGCCUCCGCGACUUCACCGACCAGGGAUCCUUGGCCGGACCAAAUGCGGUUGACAGCAGGCACGAUCGUGGCGACAUGCAAGCAUCGCAUGCCCCGGUCACUCCAACUGCACAAUGUCCAAACCCAGACGAUCGUGGACGGGCGCUCUUUUUGCAGAUAGACAUGGACGCCCUCCUGGUAAGGGGAGCCUCGAUAGCCGUCUCACGUUUUGCGGGUCAAGCUCUGGAUCGCAUUUUCGGAUCACUGGAGAUCCGGUUUUUAACUGAUGUUUGGCAACAGGUUCAGGUUCUCGCAGAGAGGAGGGAGCUCAAGAACAAGGAGCUCAACUUCUCCAACUUGGAGAUUCAAUGGACGCCACAAAGAGUUGUGUCUGUUUCCGGGACCAUCGAAGUUAUCAGGCGUAUGGACGGCCACUUAUGUGCCCAAGCCAGAUGA
Molecule: messenger RNA, 4305 nt
Organism: Symbiodinium pilosum
Lineage: Eukaryota; Dinophyceae; Suessiales; Symbiodiniaceae
Source: the annotation of a GenBank genome assembly